Theileria orientalis strain Shintoku is the source of this 1011-nucleotide messenger RNA. RefSeq lists its product as hypothetical. The coding region runs from base 1 to 1011 and encodes 336 amino acids. The record is from RefSeq and is a predicted model, not a curated record. The transcript is spliced from 3 exons. NCBI's taxonomy places the organism in Eukaryota, Apicomplexa, Aconoidasida, Piroplasmida, Theileriidae.
AUGGAGAAGUGUAUGUGUAUACUGUAUGUGUGUAUAUCUUCACUGUUUACUAAUAUCGCAAGAGUGUCAUCACUGGCACAUAAUCCCUCCGGUUUGGGGGCUCUGGUAGUCGGUUCCGCUACCUACCACGAAACUCCGCUGCACAACCUGGACGACGUUGCCGACCUGGGUGUGGAAUCAAGCGGAACGAGAAAGGACCGUCUGCACGAGCUGGAGGAGAUCCUCGAGGACGAGUCCCAGAGCCCCGACGAGCAGUCGGCGUCGAGGUACGAGGAGAACGUGAAGGUGUUCGACAACCCGGCGGUGCUAGAGGCGACUUCGCACCCGACCGAGGACGAGGUCAAGGACUUCCAGAAGGUCAGUCAGCACGAGCUUGCAACCAGGGACGACCACUUCGACGCCCUGAACACGCUGAUAUCAGAGCCGAAGCUUUUAGAUUUCGCAGGUGCAGACAACGCGUGGAACCCUGGCGGGGGCAGCGGCCCAAGAGGUUUAAAUGGCAAGCCCGGCUCCGCUACGGGCAACCCUCUGGGCGUUCCCCUCCCCAAUCCAUUCAGCGACCAGUCUCAGAGGGGCAUCCUGGGCAAGUUUCCGCCGCUCAGCGUCAACGCCCGCACCAGGAACCACUUCCACGUCCUGAACGUGCACCACCACUACCCUCAGCCGCAGGACUCGCCCAGGUACCCUGAGGGCGUCAAAUUUGCCCAGGGCUUCUUGACCAAGGAGUGUUUCGAAGGCGGCUUCGACGGCCAGCCUGGCUCCCAGAGCUGCUACUGCUCCAGAUCGGAAACGUGCAGGUGCACCAAGACCUACAUGAUGCUACUGUCCAUGUGCGACACUCUCGUCAACGACCCCUACGUGAAGCAGUUCUGCGGCCACCACGGCGUCAAGCGCGACCACCCCAAGCUCAACCACCGGUUCGCCAGGAGCCAGGACAACUCCGUGUCCGACGCCUUCAACGCAGUCCAUGGCGCCAUGUGCAACUACAAGGGCUUCGGGCACUGCAGGUAG